GAAGCCUCUAAACCGAAACCGAAAGAAAUUUCAGUGAAGUGAAGAAUCUUGAGCGAUCUAACCUAAAAAUGUUGUUUAAUUUUAACCUAAUUCUAAUAUUCACUAGAUAUUUAGAAUAACAUACAUUUUAUUAAUAUUGUAAUUGAAGUAUCUCUUACGGACGAAAUUUCAAAUUAGGCCUUUAUCGCAACACAAUAAAAAGCUGUAAUGCUUUUAAUAGUAGGCCUAUUCUGUGUAUUAUUUCCUAGGCAUAUAUUGUCGAGUAGUUUGGAACAUGACGGCUCAGUAUCCAUUCGUCUACUUCAUGCGUUAAAUAGAGAAUCAGAACCAAUCUUUACUGAUCGUGGGAAUAUUACCAUACACAGCUUACGCGUAGGUCAGGCGAUAGUAGAUCAGAAACCACUUCCUGAGGAAGAAAAACUAAAAAUUCAGAUUUUAGCUAGAAAUAAUGAUUUUUACAGGAUAAAGGCUAUUGUUGUUGCAAAUGAUGGGUCAGAAAGGUCAUUUAUUUCCACUUCAAAAGCUUGUAUGUUAGCAGAAUCCGAAUUAGAUGACAAACUGAUAGUCUCUUUAGACUAUAUGGGUAGAGUAGUUGGUAUUACUUCUGUGAUAGCUUCAAAAGCGGCUUGUGAGGGAGCUGAUGUGCCACUUGAAAAGUUAAAGGAAUUCACCACCACUGUUUAUGUUCGGCAUACUGAAGCUGGAGCAAUACCGGACACCGCUUCUUUCGUACAAAAAUUGGAAAGGGAAAAGGAAGCACAGGAAAAGGGAGAAGUCAAAGAUAACAGAUCAUUUUUGGCCAAAUAUUGGAUGUAUAUACUUCCGGUGGUAGUGGUGAUGGUGAUAUCUUCAGCUACCAACCCAGAAGCCCAAGGUGGGGGUGGUGGUGGUGGUAGAGGAGGACAAUAAAUUAUUUGGAGUGUAUAAGUUAGAAUAGAGGUAAAGAUAUGUGUAGAUUCAAUUAUUGUUUAAAUAAAUUAUGGAUAAUAUAAUAAAAUAAA
Anthonomus grandis grandis is the source of this 1001-nucleotide messenger RNA. It is a transcript of the gene EMC10, whose product is annotated as ER membrane protein complex subunit 10. The record is from RefSeq and is a predicted model, not a curated record. Gene Ontology annotation, cellular component: EMC complex. The transcript is spliced from 6 exons. Bases 208 to 909 code for a protein of 233 amino acids. Lineage: Eukaryota; Metazoa; Arthropoda; Insecta; Coleoptera; Curculionidae.